Molecule: messenger RNA, 3508 nt
Organism: Exophiala dermatitidis NIH/UT8656
Lineage: Eukaryota; Fungi; Ascomycota; Eurotiomycetes; Chaetothyriales; Herpotrichiellaceae
Product: cell wall glucanase
Exons: 2
Coding region: 791-3049 (752 amino acids)
Biological process (GO): carbohydrate metabolic process; cell wall organization
Cellular component (GO): cell surface; fungal-type cell wall; extracellular region
Molecular function (GO): glucan endo-1,3-beta-D-glucosidase activity; 1,3-beta-glucanosyltransferase activity
Source: RefSeq, a predicted model, not a curated record
GUACCCACUAACCCCAGACCAGCAAAAGUCCCGUUUUAGUGCGGGCGUCAGUGGCUGUGUUUCUGUGUUUCACCAGCAACGCUGCCAAACUGCGCCGCCGACUCCGAAUCCCUUUCAUGUCUGCGCCGUACACAAUGUGAACACCAUCAGAGUUCCAAGCAGUUCCUGGGUGCCUAGCAAUUUGAAUGCUGAUACAAUUGUUCCUGCUACCAUUCUGCUGCACUGCAUAACCCUCAACGCCAGCUGAUCUACCCGACCCAGGUACUGGUUGGUUGAUAUUCCAUUGUUUACCGCCGCCCACUGCAGUAAUCCACUCGAGCCUGGUAGGACAAUGAGGUAGACUGCACACCGCAGCCUGUCGCUCACGUUGUGCUCGCUUGUCUUGCCUGCAAUUUCUCAAAUUCACCCAUCACCGCUGCCAUCGUCGCAAUACCACACUCUCCUUGCUUCUUCCUGGCAUCCCGGCAGGCCACUUUACCUCACGUACCAGCGCGCUGUUUCAACCUCGCCUGAAAUCCUGGGUGACGUUGUGUGACAGCACCACUACUGGUGUACCUGCGCCCUUAUCAAAGGACCAUCCGUUCGCUGUCUCUUCACACAAACUGCCCGAUUCCUGGGCUUUCAACAUCCCGACCGGUUGCUCGGUUCGCCCUUCGUUCGAGUGACCCAACCCGACACGCUCGCUUCGAGAGGCAAGAGUUAGGAGUUGAUACGGUCAGGCUUACAACAAGACUUUGACCGCUUGAAUGCCAGGACCCUGAUACUUUCGGAUAGCCGCAGUUGGAACACAAUGUCCUACGGGCGGACUUUCUCCUUCGACAACCAUGAUGAACAUACUUUGACUCCGCCGACGCAGGCGCAACCUGAAUACGAACCACAAUACUACCAACCUUAUCAUGACUCUUCCUCACGACAAAACCCAUCACCUCCGCCCAGAUAUGCCUCGACUUCACCUCAACGGCCCCUAGCAGCGGGAUCUCCUUCCCCUCGGCGUCCUAUACCACCGGAUACGCAUCUCCUCGGCGAUCCUUCAUACGGCCCAGGCAGACCGUAUCAACAAGACUACGAGGACGUCCCUGCACCUCCUCCGCCGCCCCAUAGAGCAAGCCCGACCAGACUUUCAAGAGCAGAUCCGGGCUACUCGCAGUCUUAUCAGACCUACCCAGGGGACGACUCCAGAAUGGAAGAUUUUGACGACCACCAUUUAUCAGCGGGGGCACACAAUCUGAAUUCUGGGAUGCCACACGACCAUGGUUAUAGUGGGGGUGGUCAAAAUGGCAUGCCUCCAGUUCCUCAGUCCUACUCUCCCUACGGCCGAGACUAUCCUCGUCAGACCAGCCCAUAUCGACAACAGGAAACACCUUCGCGCUUGCAACAGAGCAACCCUUACGGCUCUUCCCUUGCUCCUGCCGCUGGUGGUGUCGCCGCGACAACCAUGAGUGGGAACCCCUACUCCUCUAUGGAACCCGAUUCUGGACUGUCGGGCAGAAGCAUCCCUAUGGAGGAUUACCAUUCAAUUGCCAGUGCCAGCCAUCCCGAAUCUUACCCGGGCAACUAUCAAGAUUCGCCAUAUCAAAACCCCUUCAAUAACCCGGUGAGCUCGUCAAGUAUUAUGGACCAGGCCAGCAUCAACCCUCAUAACAUUGUUGACGAUGAUGGAGACGACGGUAUGAUGGAGGGAAAGCCGUCGAGCAGACAGGGAGGCCAUACGUCUUUUGGAUCUUCCGCCGCCGGAGCGGGUGCCGUUGGUGGCACUGCAGGAGCUCUUGGCGGACUUUUUGGACGUAAGGCAAAGAACUCCACGCCAAGUGGUACUUACGGCCCGGUGAAUCCAGGCCCAAAGCCUGAGAGAAGCGAGUGGCUGUCACAACAGACCAAGGGAAAGCGGAAAAUGACGUGGGUCAGGGUAGCGAUUGGAAUUGUGAUUGUCCUUGCUAUCGUUGGCGGUAUUGUCGGCGGAGUGCUUGGAACUCGGAAUUCAGACGGUUCCGGCGGCUCGUCCGGCAGUUCUUCGAGUGGUGAUAUCAACAACGCCGCCUCCGACACCGCAGCUAAUGGAGAUCUUGGAAAAGAUUCCAAGGAAAUCCAGGCCUUGAUGAACAACAAGAACCUGCACAAAGUGUUUCCUGGUAUGGACUACACCCCAUGGGGCACUCAAUACCCUUUGUGUUUUACCUAUCCGCCAUCGCAGAACAACGUUACCCGGGAUAUGGCCGUGCUUUCGCAACUGACGAAUACUGUUCGAUUGUAUGGCACGGAUUGUAAUCAAACAGAAAUGGUUCUGCAUGCCAUCGACCGGCUCGAGCUGACUGACAUGAAGGUGUGGAUGGGGGUAUGGAUUGACACGAACCAGACCACGACGGAUCGACAAAUAAAACAGAUGUACGAAAUCCUCGCCAACACCAAGGACCUGUCCGUUUUCAAAGGCGUUAUUGUCGGCAAUGAAGCUCUGUAUCGUGCAGGCGAGGACAAGGCACAGUCUGAACAGGAAUUGAUUGACAUUCUCACAGACGUCAGGUCUCAGUUCAAGACCAAAGGCUACGAUCUGCCCAUUGCCACAUCGGACCUAGGCGACAAUUGGAAUGCUCAGCUCGUCAAGGUCGUCGACCUUGUCAUGUCCAAUAUCCAUCCUUUCUUCGCUGGUGUCACUGCUGAGGUGGCUGCUGGUUGGACCUGGGAUUUCUGGCAAAACCAUGAUGUCAUCUUGACCAACGGAAUGGCCGAUGUCAAGCAAGUCAUCAGUGAGACUGGGUGGCCAAGCGCUGGAGGGACGGAUUGUGGCGGAAAAGAUGGUUCUUGUUCGCCCGGGCAAAGUGGAGCCGUUGCCAGCGUUGACAACAUGAACACCUUUAUGGCUGAUUGGGUUUGUCAGGCGCUGGCCAACGGGACGGAUUAUUUCUGGUUCGAGGCCUUUGAUGAACCUUGGAAAAAGUCUUUCUACACCGACACGCAGAAGUGGGAGGAUAAAUGGGGCCUGAUGGAUCCCGGCAGGAAUUUGAAGCCCGGUCUACAGAUUCCCGACUGUGAUGGCAAGACCGUCGGGUCAUGAAUGGGACGGAGAUUAGACAUGAAUGGUUAUGGUUGUUCAGACCAAUGGGGCGUAAUCGUGGGUUCCUGAACGAGAUGAACUUGGGCCCAGAAGGGCAGCAUGAAAGUGGUGGUUUCUUGAUCUUCCCAUUGGUAUGCAUAUUAGCAUGACAGAAGGCGAGACAUUGUAGAAAUAGGCACGGUUUCUCUUGGCUUUGUCGCUUCGGUGCCGCACUGGUCGUGUUUCAUAAGGUAUUCCUGAUAUCUUGGCGAGAGAGACAACUUACACGGAGGUGCAUGAUGAAAGUCAGGCCAGUCAGUACCUUGUUACACUCCCAGGAUACGAGUACAGGUACCAACUAGGUACUUAGGCAAGUGACCUACCUACCUACAGUCAGUAAGUAGUAGACCGGUCCUACUAGGAGGGACUCCAAUAGCAAAGAAUGCUGUUCAGGGACCAGAAACAGGAGAAAUCGAGGAC